Mytilinidion resinicola is the source of this 1290-nucleotide messenger RNA. RefSeq lists its product as uncharacterized. The transcript has 2 exons. The coding region runs from base 433 to 1290 and encodes 285 amino acids. The record is from RefSeq and is a predicted model, not a curated record. NCBI's taxonomy places the organism in Eukaryota, Fungi, Ascomycota, Dothideomycetes, Mytilinidiales, Mytilinidiaceae.
UGGAGCGAGGAACAACACGACCAAGUGUGUACUUCCAUCAGCCACUGUCUGAGGUGGUCUGGCAAGCUUACUGAAUGUUCCAAUUAACAAAAUUCAAGGUCUCUAUAAUGCAUCGAGGAGUCUCAAGCAGCGGCAGAAAGGCGUACACGGAUCUGUGACAUAUUAUUGUAAUCUGAGGGCACUCUAGAGAUACCUACGCUACCAAUGGAUGCGAAACCGGCUGAGAUUCAUGGAGACGAGGGAAGUGCAUUCCACGAGUGGCAGCAUGGCAGGCAUGCCCGCCUCUAAUACAUCCCUUCCUCCCAUCCUCACCCUUACCACUCAUACUCACAAACCCAAUACACAUACUCAUCGCUUUAACACACACUCAUAACCCCAAUACUCAUACCAAACAAUUACAACCCCCAUCCUCCCCCCUUCCCCACGACCAAAAUGCCCACAAACAUCGACUACUUCCUCCAACCCGCAUCUCGCGAACGCCCUACCAAAUCCACCCCGACUCGCCCUAAGCCUGGACCCGGCCAAGACCAAGAAGUCCCCCAACACUCCUCGCCAGCCGAACGCCCACCCAAAGCUCCCUCCAUCCCGAACUCCCCCCCAGUACCCCUCUGGCCCACAACUUCCCAGUCCGCAGCCCACCUACCCGACUCCUCCUCAACCGCCAUCCCGCAGCAAACCACCGAUCCCGAUAGAGCGGCGGAUCUGGAGCUCUAUGAAAAAAUGAAAGCCGACUUGCAAAAGACCCUUCAGAAACAAGCGCGACUGCGCGACGAGUACGAGGACGUCAACGCGGAUAUUGAGGAAGCGGCUUCGCCUAUGAAACGCAAAGGCGGGUUUAUGGAGGUGAGAGCGUUGCGGGUGGCUGUGUUGAAGGGGAGGGAUGCGGGACAGGGGAAUGGGCAGAAGGUGGAGCGGGACUUCUAUCCGCAUGAAAGCGAGGAGGGGGAGGGGAGUGGUGAUGAGGGAAGUGGUGAUGAGGGAAGUGGUGAUGAGGGAAGUGGUGAUGAGGCGAGUGAGCUGAGAUACUGGAUAUGGGUUUCCGAGGGGAGGCGGAUGGAUACGCCGCAAGCGAAUAUGUGCGCGGAGGAUACGGAUAUGGAGUAUUGGGGCUUGGAGUCGAGGUAUGGGAAUGCGUCGUGUGAGAAGGACUUGAGCGCGCUGAAGAAGAGGUAUGGUAAUGCGCCAGGUGCGAGUGACUUAGGCGCGCCGAAGAAGAGCGUGAGCUCGCUGACGUUGCCGGAGAAGGAGAAGGGUGAUGACGCGGAUCUAGAGGGCUUGUACGAGAGAUGA